UACGCCCGUUAACGCAUUGCCAAAUCCUUCCAUCGAUGUGUUUUAGAUAAUUUUAAAAAUCCCUAAUCAUAACAGUCCGAAAACCGUGAUAAAAGCUCUAUUGGUUUUUAAAGUCUAUUCGAUUUAAAAUUUGCGAACGACUUGAACCGAUUAAAUGCAAACACAUGGUUAGGGUCAUCACUGAAUAUAUGCUAUGAUUUUAUCGCAAACCUUAUCACAAGUGAUUUGUUUGAAAUCAGUCUUUUUAAAAAUGUGUAAUGUGGUGUAUAACAGAACACUGGGAGAUGAUGUAUUUGUUUAAAUUAUAAUUUACAAUACGGGAUAAUAUUUGUAGAAUGCAAUACUUUCUAAACAGUGCAAUUAAAAGAAUUUAAACUACAAGAAUCUGCGCAAUAACGUAUUUUAACUAUUUUACUAUUUUAACAAGUGAGCUUAAAUGUAUUGCAUGGGUUGAGAUUGGAUUGAUGAACAAAAGAUUCUUUUUUAUGGAUACUGAAAGCACUUCUACUUUUAUUUAAACUGAAAGUUCAAAGGUGGCUAAUGAGGCAUAUUACGGCGCCCUUGAAGCUUGGAGUUGAUAUGACAGGCUUCAAUUGAAAUAUCACAAAAAACCUUUCUAUAGCAAUAUUGGUUUUGUGAUGAAUUUAAAUUACGUUUGGUUAUAUAGGCCAGAAAUUCGGUGUAGCGCUUUUGAAAGCAGAAUACACCAAUUCGAAAGGAAGUAAUUAUCGAGACAUAAAUCGUAUUGGAAGAUCACUUAAAUGUGUUGAUCUUCCCAUAGUAGUGUCAAAUAUUUGCAGCGAUAUGUAAACAUAAAAAAGAAGUAGUUAUAACUAAUUUUACAAUAUACAUGCACACGAGGAUGGACAUAUUUUAAUUUGUAGUGAAAUAAGCAUGAACUAACGCGAUACAAUAAUUCGAAACAAGACGUGUGUUUCAGGUAAGAAAUUAAACACGCUAGAUGGGAGAAAUAAACAAAAGGCAAUAGGAAUUACGUUGUAAAAAAGAAGAAGCAAAUGCAGUGUUGAAACAUUGAUUGGAUUACGUAAGAUAAAUAUGACUAGAUUCGGAUACCCUACGAGUGGUCCCGGAAGUACCCGGUGUUCAACCGGAAGUGUCCAGGGAAGCGCACAACCGACAAAGGAUACGAAAACGACGACACCUAGGAAACCAGAAAAGGGCAGAAAAUGGUCGGUGGCGGGAUGGGACGAUCAGUUUAACGCGGACGAUGGAAUAGUUGCAUGGACAAAGCGUCAGAAGGCACUGGAGUCGAAAAGAGACAUUGCUGAUAAUUGGCCAGAUGGAACCAAAAAGCACCCUGCGUCAUUAGACGAGGAAUGCCGCGUGUCCAUACAUCACAGGUGUCCAAAUAUAGAUGACAUUGACAUCUUUAUGAAAAGCAGUCUUCAUGACGUGUACAAACCGCGAGAAAAGACGACACCGAAUGUAACCAAUCAGAAGACAUCCAGUGUUGCGACGCUUAAAUACACGAACAAUGUGAGUUUGGGAACAUUAAUGCCGACGGAGUUCAAGGAAGAUCACGGUGACAAUGCGGAAGACGACGAUGACAAUGGUCGUCAAGCCAAUACCUUCCGCGAAAACAAUGUCCCUGUAAAUGAGGAAACUGAGAAACGAAGCAAAAGCGUUCAGGACAUUCACGCUCAAGCGAAACUUGAAAGGAGCAACACUCACAUGAAAAUUAAGCGUCUUCUAAAAUUCUCGCGCGACAGGCGGACGACCAAGGCAGACGAAGAUGAUGAGGGAUAUUGUUCGAAAACGUCUAGCGCGGAACGGACGCAGGACGCCGUAAGCGACGGCGAGGAAAGUGGCGCCAAUAUAGAGCUGGAAAAAAGUAAGAAUUACCGUAGCAUGAUGGAUCUCUCUGAGCUGCCAUCCAAUUCUCACCAUCCAGAUCAUUCGCGGGAAAGAGCGAGCAUGAACGCUUUAAGCAAGCAGUAUAGUGAAGUCCUUGCAAUGAAUCGCGCGAGAUUCUCGUAUACUCACCAGCCGCCGACCAUCUGUCAUCUGCCGGAUCCUAAUGUUGCUCUUGCGCACGAUAGCCUCCGAAUAGAGAGGAAAAUCGAAAGCGAAGACUCCACAUGGUCAUAUGCAAAACUUAAACGAAACAAAGAAUUGAACCGUUGUUAUCAACCUGAGCUAUUACAGCCUACCCAGGAAAGUACUGUGUACAAUAUUGACAAUAUGAAGCCUGUCACUCUAGUCCUUAGAAAAAUAACUAUACAAAAUUCGGAAGAAACAUGCCCAUUGAUAUAUCAGACUCAAAUGCAACCCAUGAAAGAGAGACCCCCGGAUAUUCGUGACAACAGACAUCCGUCCAGGAAUAGUAACACUCCUAGUUUGCGUGCAGGAUCUAACGUACAACGAAACAUUCCCAGUCAGUCACGCGCCGGUUCAGCGAUUUCACGUUCCGGGUCGUCAUAUUGCGGCAGCCCUACGCCGCAUGCGCUUACUCCACGAGGGGUCGCUGUAGCCACCGGAAUGGCGCAAACAACGCCACCUCAUGGUGAAAACAAAGCCGCAAAUAACAGUAUUAAACCAUCGCAGCAGCCGAAACAGAGUUCUCAAGUAAGAGAUGUUCGUGUAGUGCAUGAUCCGAAACCAAAAGACGGCAUGUGGUCGCAGGAAUACUCCUACAUUGACAGACAAACUACGAACUACAGUAUAGGCGAACUACUUCCCGCUAUGGAUAAAAGCAUUUACACGCAACACACGUGCGCGCCAAAAUUCGUGACGUCAGAUCAUGCUUCGGGUGAUACUGGUAUGACGACCACUGAGAUUCUGGAUAUGCAAAAGAACGCCAUUGACGACGGAUUCUUGCUCCUGAAGAAAGGAAUUGACAUUUUGUCCAAAGGAAAUGAUAAGCUGACCCCGACCAGCCAGGAUUAUUGGGCAGUGAGCCACAAUGAGUAUUACAAAAAGCAAACUCUCGGCCCUCCGCCGUUCCGACCUAACCAGACCCGCCACCCACUAAUGCGCAGUCUCACCGUAGUUGUUAACAACCGACGGGAUUUCUCGCCAAGAUCUAGUUCGAAUUCUGAUUCUUCAAAAUCUAAACCUACAAGAGUCAGCUCCGAGAAAGGGUACAGUUCUGGCAACGUGGACGACGACCGGGAAACUCAGAAGAAACUUAAAGAAGCCUUCAGUCAGUUCUACAAAAAUCGGCCAAAAGAGAUCGGCAAGGAGUUCCGGCGCAUGCAGACCAUGUGGAACUCGUGACACACGUCAGCCAACGACUACGUCUUAUUCGCUAUAUGUGGAACACGUGACAUUCAUCAGCCAUUGACUGAUACUCAUUCGCUAUCUUUUGAUUACGUUGUACAUAUAAGCUAUGGCUGACUGUUAUUUGCAUAGCGGCUCUCCGGCUAGCGGAGUGGUUAGGACACUCGCUUCUCACCUGGGCGACCAGGGCUCAAGCUCCGUUCCCGGCAACAUGCGAGUUUGUUGAUGGUCACCAUACCGGACAGGUUGUGUUCACUCCGGCUUCCCCCAUAAUAGAAGACCACGCCGAAAUUAAAAAUCUUUCAGUAACAACGAAAUAGCUGCACAUUGCGGCUAUAAUUACCAAUUUUGUCCCAACUCUCGUGAGUCUCGUAAGUUAAUAAGGUAAGAGCACUGGGGCACACUUAGGGUCCAGACGUAAUGUAGAUUGGGGCUCGGAAAGAAUCUUAUUAACUUCGAAAUAUACAAAAAUGUUCGCAUUUUGUAGAACACGCGACACGCACCAUUUAAGUGUUGUGUGGAUCAAGUGAUGCACACCAUCAAAGUACUGACCCAUAUUACCUUUCUGGAGUACUCGUUACAAAGACCUGUCAAUGACUGACAAGAUACUCUGAUUCUCUCCCUUUAUAUAACCUGACAAACAUUAACCAUAACUCUUCAUUUCCUUUUUAUGGGACACGGGACGCACACAAUCUUAAAACCCGCCAUUCUUCUUCUUGCGUCAGACACAUCUGAUCUGGUACACAUUGUUACCAAAAGGUUCUUGUUUUCUUUCUAAGGAUCAUAUACUAUGAGACAAAUGUCAUAUCAAGAUCCAAGUUCCUUCUUUGUGUGUGAAUAUUUUACAGUGUUGUUGUUAAUAUUCUUAAAACAAAUAACACGCGUACACUAGGAAAGACAGGAGCAAUUAUUGUUCUCUCUUUCAGUCACAUCACCAAUCCUGCACAUUGGCAAAGUAGUCGGUAUGGAUAAAACCACAAACACACAUGUUUAUUGCAACAGAUGAAAUAUCAUGUUUGCGAUCGAAUUAUACAUUAACAAACGCGUGUGUCCGUCCGGAGACGUAUCAAAACAUGUUAUUUAAUAAACAUUUGGUACAUCUCUCACUGCCAGUAUGAUUCAUUUCAGAAGACAAUGUUGAAAAGAUCAUAAAUCUAUAGCCAUUAUCAAUACAGAGUGUUACAAGUAGCACAUAAAAUUGUGCCUAUUGCUCACAUUUUAUUAUUUUAGAGGUAUAAGGUACUGUUUUGUUCAUGUUUUUGUUUUUAUUUAUAUAAUAAAGAAUAUUAUUAACAA
Messenger RNA from Dreissena polymorpha, 4536 nucleotides. RefSeq lists its product as uncharacterized. The transcript has 10 exons. Bases 1057 to 3237 code for a protein of 726 amino acids. The record is from RefSeq and is a predicted model, not a curated record. Lineage: Eukaryota; Metazoa; Mollusca; Bivalvia; Myida; Dreissenidae.